This is a messenger RNA of Photinus pyralis (common eastern firefly), 1449 nucleotides long. RefSeq names its product WD repeat-containing protein 18-like. The record is from RefSeq and is a predicted model, not a curated record. The transcript has a single exon. Gene Ontology annotation, biological process: DNA-templated DNA replication; rRNA processing. The coding region runs from base 57 to 1271 and encodes 404 amino acids. Gene Ontology annotation, cellular component: nuclear pre-replicative complex. Lineage: Eukaryota; Metazoa; Arthropoda; Insecta; Coleoptera; Lampyridae. Gene Ontology annotation, molecular function: protein binding.
UAAACAAAAAAGUCUAACCUCAAACCUGUCCUAGUGUCAGUUUUUACUUUUUAGAAAUGUCCCAUGCAGAGGAAGUUCUUAUAACCUCUUGCAAGACGUCAUUGCAAGUAUGGAGCUCCCAAGGAUCGGGAUCCAUGAACAGCAUACACACCUACAAAAACAAUGGAGAAAUCGUACCCAACUCCCUAAACCUAAUUAAUAAUCGGCUCGUAACGACAGCCCACCACGGCAAACCCCUGUUACACAUUUGGCCAAUAAACAGCCCGGACGAGAUCAAAAACCCGAGGUUCGUCUUGCCGGGUCCGGCCAACGUUUACAAAGUGACACCGGAUGGUCACUACCUGGUGGCGGGUAUCAACCGAACUCUGUACAUCUGGCAAAUAUCGUCGGGAACUCUACUGACCGCCCAGGAAAUCCACCUCUGCCCGAUCACGUGCAUCGCAAUUUCGCUGAACUCGACCCACGUACUAGUCGGCGCGGCCAACGGAUGUGUGCUCGUCUACAACUUCGUCCACCUCAUCUCCGUCGAGGACGUGCACUAUGCCCAAAAGGAGCUUGGCAAAGUGAAACCGUUGCACAACCUCCUCCACCACACCAACGCCGUAACGGACAUUCAAGUCGAGCUCGUCAACGUAAACCCACGAUUUGUAACGUCCUCCCUCGACAACAGCUGCUUUAUUUACGACCUCCGCACCGGCCAACCGCGCCUGCACAUCGUCUGCGACGAGCCGAUAACCUCAACGACCGUCGACGCCGUCUUCUGGAACGUCUACUUCGGCCACGCGGCCGGCGACAUCGUUCAGUUCUCCGUUUCGGGCUCGACGAGCGGAUUGGUGCACUUCACCGCUCCCGCCGCUCAUCUGCGUUUCGCCGGUCACAGCGGUCGCAUCAACUGCGUGGACCUGAACAGAACGAACGAGCUGCUCGUGUCGGGCUCCGACGAUUCGUGCGUGAUCGUCUGGAACAUUGAGAGCAAGCAGAUUUUGAACAGGCUCGAGUUGAAGACGCCGAUCACCAACGUUAAAUUUCUCCUGAAUACGAACACGUUCGAUCCUCACUAUCAGCCGAGGUACAUAGUGAAAGAACUGCAGCGUACGUUGGAAGGCAACGCUUAUAAGUCUUUCGAGUGCGAGGUGUAUCAGGAUUCGAGUUUCGUAUGUGAGAGUGACGAUGCCCGUUGGGAAGAGAUAGACUCUUUGAGGAAGCGCCUUCAUUUAGUCUCGCGUGUCAAUCACUGUUUAGUAAAGAGGCUUAAAUCUGGAACGAUGUAAUUUGUUGCUAAUAAAACGUCAUUUCUUGUUAAAAAUAUUUGAGGUUAUGUCAAAGGAUCAUUUGUUUAUUAUGAAGUUAGCUGUUAAUUCUCCAGUGGCGUACGGUUAGUUGCUAUAUGUACAGGGUGAUGCCUAGCGCAACAGCAUAGGGAUUUCAAUGGUAAUUUCUUUAUAAUCA